AUGCCUUCGCAUCAGCCAACUGCCGGCAUGAUGGCUGUGGACCCGGAAUUCCUCUCCUCGCAGCCAUCGCCGGCCUCCAAGCCUGCACCUCAAGAGCCGGUCAGGAACAAGAAAUAUGACCCCAAGAAGCCACACAUCACCGAGACACCACUCACACGAAAAAACUGGUACAAGCAUGUGAAUUGGCUGAACGUGGUGCUCAUCGUUGGCAUCCCAAUAGCCGGAUGCAUUGCUGCAAUCUGGACACCACUUCGUCUUCCUACCGCCAUCUGGGCAGUUGCAUAUUACUUCGCCACUGGCCUCGGUAUCACAGCUGGCUACCAUAGGCUAUGGGCACACACAUCAUACUCUGCGACCGUCCCAUUGAAGAUCUUCUUGGCUGCUGUUGGUGGCGGCGCCGUCGAGGGCUCCAUCAGGUGGUGGGCUCGUGAUCAUCGUGCUCAUCACCGCUACACCGACACCGAGAAGGAUCCCUACAGUGUUCGCAAGGGUCUGAUAUACUCGCACUUCGGCUGGAUGUUGAUGAAGCAGAACCCAAAGCGUAUCGGCCGCACCGACAUCUCCGACCUCAACGACGAUAAGGUUGUUCAGCUCCAGCACAAGCACUACCUGAAGGUCGUCCUCUUCAUGGGCUUAAUCUUCCCAUGCCUUGUGUCUGGUCUCCUCUGGAAUGACUGGCUCGGUGGCUUCAUCUACGCCGGUAUCCUCCGCAUCUUCUUCGUGCAGCAGGCCACCUUUUGCGUUAAUUCUUUGGCUCACUGGCUCGGCGACCAGCCAUUCGACGACCGCAACAGCCCUCGCGACCACAUCAUCACCGCCCUAGUCACCCUCGGCGAAGGCUACCACAACUUCCACCACGAGUUCCCAUCUGACUACCGCAACGCUAUCGAAUGGCACCAGUACGACCCGACCAAAUGGUCCAUCUGGGCCUGGAAGCAAAUGGGCCUCGCCUACGACCUGAAGCAGUUCCGCUCCAACGAGAUCGAGAAGGGCCGUGUGCAGCAACAACAGAAGAAGCUCGACCAGAAGCGCUCCAGGCUCGACUGGGGUGUGCCGCUCGACCAGCUUCCGGUCAUGGAGUGGGAUGACUACGUCGACCAAGUCAGCAACGGCCGUGGCCUCAUCGCCGUCGCUGGUGUCGUGCACGACGUCUCCGAUUUCAUCAACGACCACCCUGGUGGCAAAGCCAUGAUCAAGUCAGGUCUCGGCAAGGACGCCACCGCCAUGUUCAACGGCGGUGUCUACAACCACUCCAACGCCGCGCACAACUUGCUCUCAACCAUGCGAGUAGGCGUUAUCCGCGGCGGCAUGGAAGUCGAGAUCUGGAAGCGCAAUGCCGGUGAGAACAAGGAUGCCAUGAUCGUCAAGGAUGGGAAUGGUAGCCGUGUUGUUCGUGCUGGCGAGCAGGUGACUAAGGUCUACUCGCCGCCUGCCAGCGCUGGCGCGGCAUAG
Messenger RNA from Recurvomyces mirabilis, 1452 nucleotides. RefSeq names its product stearoyl-CoA 9-desaturase (gene OLE1). Gene Ontology annotation, molecular function: heme binding; iron ion binding; stearoyl-CoA 9-desaturase activity. NCBI's taxonomy places the organism in Eukaryota, Fungi, Ascomycota, Dothideomycetes, Mycosphaerellales, Teratosphaeriaceae. Gene Ontology annotation, cellular component: endoplasmic reticulum membrane. Bases 1 to 1452 code for a protein of 483 amino acids. The record is from RefSeq and is a predicted model, not a curated record. The transcript has a single exon. Gene Ontology annotation, biological process: unsaturated fatty acid biosynthetic process.